Oncorhynchus kisutch (coho salmon) is the source of this 1813-nucleotide messenger RNA. Its product is annotated as peptidase M20 domain-containing protein 2. The transcript has 7 exons. Gene Ontology annotation, molecular function: dipeptidase activity. NCBI's taxonomy places the organism in Eukaryota, Metazoa, Chordata, Actinopteri, Salmoniformes, Salmonidae. The coding region runs from base 98 to 1393 and encodes 431 amino acids. The record is from RefSeq and is a predicted model, not a curated record.
AGAUUUAAAAUCCAACAAUACAGUCAAUCUGAGCAAAUGAAGACUCCCUACUGUCUGCAGUCCAGUGUUUAGUGCUGACUCAGUCGACUCGUUAUAAAUGGCUCAGCACGCUACAGAUACGCUCCUGGAGCUAAAACAGAAAGUUGGCAGUUGUAUCGACGAAGCCAAGGACAGGCUUCAUCGUCUUAGUAAAGACAUAUGGAGUUGCCCAGAACUCGCAUAUGAAGAAAGAAAGUCCCACGACAGGUUAGUUACAUUUUUCUCAGAGGAGAAGGGAUGGACUGUGGACAGUCAUUAUAAGCUCGAGACAGCAUUCCGUGCCAUAUGGGGACCUGUCGGUGGCAAGGAGAACAAUAAUGUCAUAAAUGUUGGUUUCUUGUGCGAAUACGACGCACUGCCAGGCAUUGGACAUGCAUGUGGCCAUAACCUCAUUGCGGAAAUAGGAGCUGCUGCAGCGAUCGGAUUGAAAGCUUUGGUAGAACACACACCCGAUUUCCCCGUCCCUGUACAGGUGACAGUGUUGGGAACCCCAGCAGAAGAGGAUGGAGGGGGUAAAAUCGACCUGAUAAGAGAGAGAGCGUUUGAUGGCAUGGACGUGGUAUUCAUGGCUCAUCCCUCACAGGAGGAUGCUUCCUGGCUGCCAGAUGUGGCUGAACACGAUGUCAUAGUGAGAUACCAUGGCAAGGCAUCUCAUGCUGCAGCCUAUCCCUGGGAAGGGGUCAACGCGCUGGACGCUGCUGUCCUUGCCUACAAUAACCUUUCAGUGCUCAGACAGCAACUCAAGCCAGACUGGAGAAUCCACGGUAUCAUCAAGCAUGGAGGGGUGAAACCCAACAUCAUCCCUGCCUACACAGAGCUGGAGUACUAUCUCCGAACUCCCUUACGUAAAGACUUGCCCACCAUCAAGGCCAAGGCUGAGAUGUGUUUUAGAGCCGCUGCCAUGGCAACUGGCUGUGAAGUUGAACUGGAGUUUGCAAGGAAUGCCUUUCACAAUGUCCUGCGGAAUCCCACCCUGCAUGGGUUGUAUGAGGUAAACGGCAAGGCUUUGGGGAUGGAAUUCACUACAGAUGAAGAUGUCCUCAAAAACACCUCUGGCUCCACAGACUUUGGCAAUGUGUCUUUUAUUGUUCCUGGAAUCCACCCUUACUUUUACAUUGGCUCAGAUGCUCUAAACCACACAGAGGAAUACACCGUAGCUGCUGGUGAUGAUAAAGCUCAGUUCUACACCCUGCGGGCGGCCAAGGCCCUGGCCAUGACAGCACUGGAUGUGCUGCUGUGCCCAGAGCUGCUGCAGAGAGCCAGAGAGGAGUUAAAGGAGGCUAACCUAAAGGAGGAGCGGGCCCUGAGAGGGGCCUCAGAGGCCAAACAUUGUGGAGGGGCAGCCCAGCACUGAACCACAUACUGUAUACUAACAGUAGGCUCUGGCAGAUAGCCUACCAUGUCAUCUCCUGCCCACCUGAUUCAACCAAUCAACUUCAUGAUCUUAUUGAAAUUAAUUACCUAACUUAGUGUGGGGCUAGAACAAAACCCUGUGAUCUGUAGCUCUCUGUUGACCAAUGUUUGUGUUCACUGAUCUUUCUGGUCAAAGGUAACCAUAAUAGAGUGAAAUACUACUGAUCCGCUGGUCAGUUUUGAUAUUCCAACAGCUGAUGAUGGGCUAUUGAUAGGAGGAAAAUCUUAAUCAACUUGAUUUUCAGCCAUUUAUGGGGCCCUAAAAACAUUAUUUGGUGCUUCUACCAAAGAUAUGAGUCUCUGUUAUGUGUGAGCACUUGAAUUGUUAUUAUCAUUACAUUAUAAAAACACCCUCAUUACA